Molecule: messenger RNA, 1736 nt
Organism: Coccidioides posadasii C735 delta SOWgp
Lineage: Eukaryota; Fungi; Ascomycota; Eurotiomycetes; Onygenales; Onygenaceae
Source: RefSeq, a predicted model, not a curated record
CGACUGUCAGCGGUCAUGGUCCAAUCGAUCAUGUUGCUUGUCUCUUUUCCAGAGUCCCACUAAGGCAAACAGAACCCCAAUCGCGAGCCCCUAACUAGCCCGAUCCGGGAUAUCCAACUUCUCCCGGCGGCCCUGAAGACGGGAGAGCAGGUCCCUCGCGGGAAGCCGUCGAAGGUGCUUUGACUGCCACUCUGCUGAGCCCAACGCAGCCCUCAUCAUACCCAAAUUGCCCGUCCCUGACCCCGCGGGAUUUGGUUUCGCCCGGCUCCAUCAGGCCAUCCAGGCGUUGCGUGGUGAAACUUGCAAAAGCCCCGCGCUAGCUCGCUGAGCCAAAAGCGGGAAACGGUUACAUCGAGCCAGUUAGUGAUUACAUACCUGCCUUCAAACCGCAGUGCGAGACGGCUCUUCGGCAGACGACGAGUUGCAUGCACCGGUUUGAGUAACUGCUAUUAUUGCUUUUGCACGAUACGCUCUGUCGACGUCACCGAUUGCAGAUCUGCAGAUUUGAAUUAUUAAUCCAAGAUUGAAAUCAUUUGCGGGGUCGAAAUAUCUCAGGAUUGAGGGUGGGGAGAGAGAGUAAGACAGAAAGACAAGAAAGGGAGAGAGAGAGGCACAGAGAGAGGGGGAAAGAGAGACGUGCAGGCAAGUUUGGUUUAAAUAGCACUAUAGUGCCGCUCGGUAAGUUCGUUUCUUGUUCUUUUUCUUCUUUUAAUUCAAGCUCCAUAGGAAGUCAUUGGAAGGAUAAGAACAAUGGCCCCAAUUCGUCCAGCUCCAGCCUACGACGCUCCUGCAGGCUCGCCAGUUCAUGCCGACAAGGCAUUCUACACUCGCGUAGCCGAGACAGCAAACAAACCCGGCGGCCGCGUCCUCGAAUACUCUGCUAUCAUCCGUCCACGCGCCGGUCACGCAUGGAAGGUUCGUGCCGGCCAGGUCUGCAGGAUCACCGCCCCCGAGGGGCCCCAAGUCGGCGACUUCAACAUCUGGAACCUGCAUAACCCCCGCGAGCGCUUCUGGGCAACGCGCACCCGGCAGAUCCACCAGAGCCACGUCUCCGUGUUCGAUCGCCUGUGGUCUUGCCUACCGUUCAUGCGGCCCCUUAUGACCAUCACUGCCGACUCGCUGGCGGACUACGGAGUUGACGAGUACGGCGGUCGUGUCCACGACUGCCUGGGCACCCGAUGUGAUCCGUACAUCAACCUGCUGAUGGGCGGCGAGAACGACGACUUCCAUUGCCAUUCAAACCUCACUCGCGCCGUGGCCCCUUACGGACUCAACGAAUUCGACGUGCACGACGUGAUCAACGUGUUUCAGGUGACGAAGCUCGAUGAAAAGGGAAGAUAUUGUAUGGGCGCUUCUCCUGCAAAGAAGGGCGACUAUUUCGAAUUCUUCGCCGAGGUCGAUCUGCUCUGCGCCUUGUCGACCUGUCCCGGCGGAGAUCUCUCCCACUGGGGCUGGGAUGGAAGCGGCGAAAUGCGCGAAACCGCCCGGCCGUUGGGCGUAGAGGUUUACAACAUGACGGACUCGAGUAUCUUGGACGGAUGGAAGUCCCCCGAACCCUCUAAAUAUAAGGGUAUGCAUGGCAUUAAGAUGCCGGCUCGGGAACCAGACUCCACAGUCGUAGGAUUGUAAACAAUUCUUCUGAAGAUAAUUGGACUAUGGCAUUGAAAUUUUUUUUGUUUUUCCGUCUUUUAAUCCCUCUUAGUUGUGAUCUUUGAGAUAUCUAUUUACUUUGGCCC